ACUGAUCGAUCUCUUCUUCAUGAAGAUUCUGUAUUCAUUUGUCUGCCUUGAAUGGUUCUUCCUAAUUAAAGCUUUGUGGUAGGGUUUAUUUUAACUUGUGUCUUCUCUUAUCAGUAUCAGAUGAAUCUUUAGAAUCCUAAGUCUGAUUGAUCUCCUUUUUCCCAGAAAUCUUGCUUUCUGAAUUAUUCUCUCAAAUUUUGGCUCCCACUGAUAAUGAAUUGAAAUCUUUUUCUUCUCUAAAGACAACUUCAGCACCACUGCGCCAAAAGAAAAUCACUGUUUUGAAAAUUCCUUAUGGUGGAUAGCUGAAUCAAAUAGGAUUCUUUACACUCAAAGAGUCAUGCAUUUAAAAAGAGAGUGAUAAAGAGGAACAAGUUCAAAUAUUAACUCUUUUCCCCCUCUUUACUCGUUGUCUUCUGUGUAUAUCCCUAUCUCUUUUUAACGGCAUUAUUUGCAAUCUACUGCAAAGAAUCCAAAUCCAAGCUAAACCAUUACUCAAAAAAGCCCACUUUUAAUUAACCUUAAUUUUCAUCAACAAGGGUGAAGUCUAAUAGAAGGAGCUAAUCCCUCACGUACAACUUGCCGAACUAAGAGAACAAGAUUAACUCUGAAGACACCUGGAUUUCAUCUGUAUUGGUUCUGAAAGAUUUGUAAAAGAACCCUUUUGCUUAGUAUCUGUUGAAAAUGGCCCCUUCUGGAAGCUCAUCAGCGACAUGUUCAAGGGUGAAAACAAGGAGGAAACUAAAGCCCAGAAGAUUCAAUUCAGUGAAGAAAAAGAAGCAAAAUCCACAAAAAAACAAUACCAGAAGUAGUGAUGUAGAAAUGAUGAUGUCAUCUUCUCCUGCUAGCCUCUGCUCCAACGAUCAGUAUUGCUCACAGACAUUAGAAGAGCUUGAUAUUUCAUCAGAUCAUGAUGACGAUGGCUGUUCUACCCCAAAAGCUCAGAGAUUUCGUCUACCGCAAGUUUCAUCAUGUCCUCCUCCACCUAAGAAGCCAAAAUCACUUUCCAUUUGCUCCAAUCUUCGAUCAUCAAUCCCAUUCUUUGCUUCUCCUGAGCUUGAGCUGUUCUUCCUUGGUGCACUUCGAGAUAUUUCAGUUUAAUUUCUUUUAGUAGUUAUACAUAUACAUACAUAUAUAUAUACACAUGGACUUGUGUGUUUGUACCAUCAUUGAGUUCUUAAAUUGUGUUCUUGGCUGUUUUGUUGUGGAAAGUUACACAAAGGGGGAAACAGUAAUAAUCCUUGCAUGCCCACAAUUUUAAGACCAUGAUAUAGCUUCAGAAGAUGUUGCAGAUUUCAA
Molecule: messenger RNA, 1299 nt
Organism: Prosopis cineraria
Lineage: Eukaryota; Viridiplantae; Streptophyta; Magnoliopsida; Fabales; Fabaceae
Product: cyclin-dependent protein kinase inhibitor SMR13-like
Exons: 2
Coding region: 685-1101 (138 amino acids)
Biological process (GO): regulation of DNA endoreduplication
Source: RefSeq, a predicted model, not a curated record